This is a messenger RNA of Heterostelium album PN500, 1134 nucleotides long. RefSeq lists its product as uncharacterized. Lineage: Eukaryota; Evosea; Eumycetozoa; Acytosteliales; Acytosteliaceae. Bases 1 to 1134 code for a protein of 377 amino acids. Gene Ontology annotation, molecular function: dioxygenase activity. The transcript is spliced from 2 exons. The record is from RefSeq and is a predicted model, not a curated record.
AUGAUAUUACAAAGAAAAAUUCUCAAUAAUAAUAUAUAUAGAAACUUUUCAACUUUCAAUUACAACAAUGCAGUUAAUCAUUCCGUUAUUCCUAUAAUAGAUAUAAAACAAUUUAAAUAUGGUUCAGACCAGACAAGACAAUCAAUUGCCAAUGAGAUUUACAAUGUUGGUAAAAAUAUUGGUUUCAUGUAUAUAAAGAAUAGUGAAAUAGAUGUCAAACUAAAGACAAAAACAUUGGAGUACAAUCAGUGGUUGUUUAAUCUACCUAUUCAAAAAAAACAAUUAUUUGCACAGACUGAUCAAAAUAUAAGAGGCUAUUAUCGAUUUCAAGGUGUUGGAUAUGGUGAACAACUCGUUAUCGAUGAUGAAACCGGUCAUGCAAAAUCUAUAGAUGAAAAUAACAAUAACCACGAAAUAGAAGAUGUAAUCGAAGCUUUUCUAGUUGGUAAUGACCAUCAAAAGCCUUGGGUAUUGAAAAAGGAUUACUAUGAACAAAGAUAUGGCAAAAAUCAAUCCUCUAGAUUCAAGUGGUUGCCAAAUUGCCAACCAAAUCAGUGGCCAGCAACUGAACCAAGUGAAAAUGGAUUUGAAAACGAUGAUACAUUGACUGAAAACGAUUUAAAAGUGGCGAAAGCUUUUAGAAAUCAUAUGAAUCACUAUUUUGAUGUCUGCUCUCAGACUGCAUCCACCAUUGUGAGUGCAAUCGCGCUGUCUUUAGCUCUACCUUUAAAUCAUUUCGAUCAUUUUCACUCAAAGAACGAUCAUACAAUGGAGUUAAAGCAUUAUAAACCAUCAACAAAUACCAAUAAGAAUAACAAGGUGAGAAUGAAUGAACAUGCUGACCUCAGUACUCUCACACUUUUAAUACAGAAUAAAGGUACUGAUGGAUUACAGCUUUGGAAUCAAUCAGAAUGGAUCGAUGCACCUUUCCUAGAUGAUGCUAUUCUUGUUAAUACAGGUGACGUCAUGGAACGACUAAGUAAUGGUCAAUAUAAAAGUACAAAGCAUAGAGUGGUCAUGAACAACCAGAAAUCACAUCUAUCGAGAUAUUCAACUGUUUUCUUCUAUGUACCAAACUGGGAAAAGGAAAUCACAAACUCUGACCUCAUGGGUGAUCUCAUACCUUUUAGUUAA